This is a messenger RNA of Rhinichthys klamathensis goyatoka, 2180 nucleotides long. It is a transcript of the gene abcg5, whose product is annotated as ATP-binding cassette, sub-family G (WHITE), member 5. Bases 32 to 1990 code for a protein of 652 amino acids. NCBI's taxonomy places the organism in Eukaryota, Metazoa, Chordata, Actinopteri, Cypriniformes, Leuciscidae. The record is from RefSeq and is a predicted model, not a curated record. Gene Ontology annotation, molecular function: ATP binding; ABC-type transporter activity; ATP hydrolysis activity. Gene Ontology annotation, biological process: cholesterol homeostasis. Gene Ontology annotation, cellular component: plasma membrane. The transcript has 13 exons.
UUCAGGCUAGUUUGACCGUUGAUGAGAGAAAAUGAGUCAAUCUUAUUCAAUGCAGGACAUUUUCCAGAAGAAUGAGUUGAAUGGAUCUUUUAAGGUGGUGUCAGAGAUGAGAACGGCCCGUCCAAACCCAGACUACGCAGAUCCGUCAUGCUGCAUGAGCGUCAAAAAUGUGUCCUAUACUGUGAGUGAACAUGUAGGACCCUGGUGGGACCUUUCAUCUUUUAGAAAAAAAUGGACAAGGCAAAUACUGAAUGAAGUGUCAUUUCAUGUGGACAGUGGGCAGAUAAUGGGAAUUCUGGGAAACUCGGGCUCUGGAAAGACCACUCUGUUAGAUGCUAUAGCAGGAAGAAUUGGGAAUUCUGGUAACCUUCUGGGAGACAUUUUUGUAAAUGGAAGAAAGCUAAAAACAGAGCAGUUUCAAGACUGUUUCUCUUAUGUUCUUCAGAGUGACAAUCUCUUGAGCUACCUGACUGUGGAGGAAACUCUGACAUACACUGCUCAACUUGCUUUGAGAAAACACUCUGCUGAGGCCAUACGCAAGAAAGUAACCGCGGUCAUGGCAGAGUUGAGUUUGGGACAUGUGGCUCACAGUGUGAUUGGAGGCCGCAUUUUUCCAGGCAUUUCUGGUGGAGAGAGAAGGAGGGUCUCCAUUGCCAGCCAGCUUCUUAAGGACCCAAAGGUGAUUCUCCUGGAUGAGCCAACCACAGGACUGGACAGCAUGACGGCUAAUCAGAUCGUGAUGCUGCUGGCUGAGCUGGCCAGAAGAGAUCGAAUAGUCAUAGUCACCAUCCACCAGCCCCGUUCAGAGCUAUUCAGAAUCUUUAACCGAAUAGCAAUCAUGAGCCGAGGGGAACUGGUGUUCUGUGGGCAGCCUGAAGAGAUGGUGGAUUUCUUCAGCAGCUGUGGAUAUGAGUGUCCUGAGUACUGCAACCCCUUUGAUAUUUUUGUUGAUCUGACUUCUGUGGACACACGCUGCAGCGAGAGGGAAGCCGCCACCUACAGCCGCAUGCACGACAUCACAUCAGCCUACCAGAACUCAGAGAUCUUUAAAGGCAUGCUGGGAAGGAUCGAGCAAAGCUGCCAAGGACUAGACAAACCCAUGAUCCCCUUCAAAAGCAAGGAGUCCCCCAACUGCCUGUCCAAACUGAAUGUCCUCCUGAGGCGGACCGUACGCAAUGUGUCUCGUGAUAGGAUGGGCAUUCUCAUGCGCCUCUCUCAGAAUCUCAUCUACGGCCUCUUUAUUGCUUUUUUUCUCAUGAAGCUGGGUAAGGAUGUAACAAAAGGUGCCGUGCAGGACAGAAUCGGUAUAAUCUACCAAGCUAUGGGUGCAUCACCAUAUACCGGCAUGCUGAAUGCUGUGGCUCUAUUUCCUGCUUUAAGGGCCAUUGCUGACCAGGAGAGUAAAGAUGGCUUGUACCAGAAAUGGCAGAUGUUUCUGGCUUACAUCAUCCAUAUCCUGCCCUUCAGUAUUAUCAGUGUGUUCAUCUUUACCUCUUUCCUGUAUUGGAUUGUUGGGAUGAACCCAGAUCCCCUGCGCUUCCUGUGUUUUUCAGCAGUGGUCAUGGUGCCACACAUCGUAGGUGAACUCUUAACGCUGGUCUUGUUGGGUGUCGUUCAAGACCCCAAUAUGGUCAACAGUGGGGUCGCUCUACUCAAUAUAGCUGGAAUCAUGGUGGGCUCUGGAUUUCUAAGGGGUUUUAAACAAAUGCCUAAAGUAUUCCAGUGGCUGAGUUAUCUAACUUUCCAGAAGUACGGCUGUGAGCUCCUUAUCGUCACUGAGUUCUAUGGCCUAAACUUCACCUGCACCCCUUUAGCUGGUUUGCCAGGAGCUUGUCUGGUAGACAGUGGUAAUAUGAUCAUAGAUGAGGGUUAUCCUGGAGCUCUCUCACGUUACACACUAGACUUCCUCCUGCUCUAUGCCUUCCUGCCUGGGCUCGUGAUACUGGGCAUCAUCAGCUUCAAGAUACGAGACCACCUCAUCAAACGCUAAGCUUCUGUAUGUGUUAUUGUGCCUGUGAGCAAAUGUGUAUAAAAUAUCAUGUUCUUUAGUUUGUACAUAGGAUAUCUCUAGAUCAUAUAUGUUGAUUAUAUAUAAAAAAAAACUAAAGUGAAAGCUGAAUCCAUCUACCUUUUCCACAGUUAUAGAUCCAUUUUCUCCACAAUGUUCACCAGUAUUGUGA